UCGCCUUUGGGCGCCUCCCUCCAGCCCGGCAGGGCGGCGCUGUCGCGCUCUGCGGACCACAAGAGAACGAGCGUGAGCCGGACGGGAAGAGCCUUGGCGUUCGUCUCAGAACUGAAAGCGGGCGGGAGAGCUCGCGAACGUCUCGGUAUUGUCGCGACCGUGGCAUGACGUCUCUGACCGAUGUCCGCUUCCGACGUUCCCGCUGAAAGUGUUCGCCCGCCAAGCAGCCUUCGACGACGGGCGGAAACGACGAAGCGAAGCGGAGCACCGACGCGGGCGCGUUCUCCUCCUGCUGUCGUCCUCCUGCUAUGAGCAACACUGCGCAGAGGAAGAGAAUGAGUGUGGGGAGCCUGCUGGCGUCCGGCUGCCCCAAACCCCGCGGCCGCGCUCACGCUCGCAGAGUGGUCCAUGCUAACACAAGGGCGAAUGCUAGCAGAGUAGCCAGGAGAAGAGCCAGCCCCCCGGACGUCCCGGCGCCCGCCGCCGGCGAGACCAUCGACGUGAUGGACAACCUGGAGGACGGCGUUGAGGAGGUGGUGGAUCUGACAUCCGAGGCGGCGGAAGCGUCGCAUGUUGUCGACCUCACCAGCAGCGACUCUGUCCUGCUGCCUUCACGUGGCCGACCGCUGCGCUGCCCCAGCUGGUGGAUGAAGGUUCUCCGAGCAGGAGAAACGCGUCUGGAGAAAGUUACGUCGUCAGCAGCGAUGACGACGAGGCCUCGCCUCCCGUGCCCGGCGCCGACGUCUUGUCCUCGCUCCAGACGCGGCGCUCCAGCAGGACUACACCGGGAACCGUCAGCUGCCCAGUGUGCAUGGACACGUACUCGGAGAUGGUGGAGAGCGGGCGUCUGGUGGUGUCCACCAAGUGCGGUCACGUCUUCUGCAGCCAGUGCCUGCGUGACGCCCUGCGCCGCUCGCUCACGUGCCCGACGUGCCGCAAACGCCUCACGCCUCGCCAGUACCACCCCCUCUACAUCUGAGCGCCGACGUCUUGCACUUUGUUGGGUUUUUUUUUUUUUUGUUUGGAGCGGUCUUAUGUAUAUGUGUGUGUGUUGCGCACGUCAAGAUAGCGCCACGUGCACCCUUCAACCGGGAGCGAGCGGUCACCCGACCGGAAGGACCGGACCGACGGGAAACUCGAGCCGGCGGAAUGUUCCGGAAAGCUCAAAGGCGGGGCCUUUCUCUUCACUCGUCGCCACGUGACAAAAACAUUCUCUGAGUCAAACAUGACUAAGGUGGAGAAAGGUCAUAUUGAAGACAUGUUUUCAGAGCCGCUUGAAUAUGAUUUCAGAGCAAAAGGGUGACAAAAUGUUUUGAGUCAAAAUAAAUCAAUAAAGUAUUCUUGUUUUUUAAUAACACGUCACCACCACCCUGUGCAUCAUUCCCACUCCAAACCGAUGCAAUGUUCACUUGUCUACAUCAAAUUGUUCUAUUUCUCAUCAUUUCAUAAACUUGGCUGCUGUCGUUUCA
Molecule: messenger RNA, 1469 nt
Organism: Hippocampus comes (tiger tail seahorse)
Lineage: Eukaryota; Metazoa; Chordata; Actinopteri; Syngnathiformes; Syngnathidae
Gene: rnf4
Product: ring finger protein 4
Exons: 8
Coding region: 309-1202 (297 amino acids)
Biological process (GO): positive regulation of transcription by RNA polymerase II
Molecular function (GO): transcription factor binding; zinc ion binding
Source: RefSeq, a predicted model, not a curated record